AUGUCCGCUGCAGGCCUUGAUAUGUCACUUGAUGAAAUCAUUGCAAAAAAAAAACCUUCGAGAGGAAAUAGGAGUGGAGGCCCUACCCGUGGUGGUGGCAUUGCAAAACGUUCAGGUGGACCAGUUAGAAACACUCGAUCUUCACUGGCUAGAUCUCGCCCUUACGCCGCAACCUCUACAGCAACAAACAUCUCCGCUUCUCCCGAAGGAAAAAUCCUUGUUUCAAACCUCGCUUACAAGGUGUCAGAGGCAGAUCUUUGGACCUUUGUACGAAAAUUUUUAUCGUCAACGGCCCUUCUUCGCCUUGUUGCUUUGGUACCUGGAGAAUCAGAAAUCUUUUCUGCAAC
Molecule: messenger RNA, 347 nt
Organism: Racocetra persica
Lineage: Eukaryota; Fungi; Glomeromycota; Glomeromycetes; Diversisporales; Gigasporaceae
Source: the annotation of a GenBank genome assembly